GGCAGCGCCUUCACCAUGUCGCCCACCUUUUUCCACCGCAUUCUGCCGUGCGAAAGCGUGUUGCCUCGCCAAGCUCGGGCGCCCGUGCGGCAUGCCUGGGGAACUGGGGUCUCCGAGAGGAGUAGCCUCAGGUCUUCCAGCCGCUCGAAAUCUGCCAGUCAGGUGCACCCCGUGCACCCCGAGGUCGAUGUCGCCAAGCCUAAGUCCUCCAAGUCCUCCCAGUCCUCCAAGUCCUCCAAGUCCUCCAAGUCCUCCUGGAGUCGCAUUGAUGAUGCAUUGAUGACCGAGGAGUACCUGAACAGCUUUUUGGAUUGCCACGGCUUCCGUGACGCGCGCAGUGCUGAUCGGCGUUGUGGGGGCUGCUUUGGGUGCCGGGAGGUGCUGUAUCCCAUCCACGUGGCGGCCAGGCUUGGGGAUGCAGAGGUGAUGAAGCUGCUCCUCGCUGCGGGUGUGGACCCAGCGAAGGAAAGCUCCCAUGGCUACACUGCCGCAGAGAUGGCGGAGAUGGAGGAUGUGGAGGGCUCCCAUGCACAGGUUUUGUUUCUCUUGGAGCUCGCGAAGUGA
Molecule: messenger RNA, 564 nt
Organism: Cladocopium goreaui
Lineage: Eukaryota; Dinophyceae; Suessiales; Symbiodiniaceae
Source: the annotation of a GenBank genome assembly